ACCAAACUGAACCAAACUAAAAAACUAGCUGCUCAUUCCCUAUUUCUUGAAGCAAUUUAAAAAACCCAUUUCUUUAAUUUCUGUUUUGAAGCUUACAUUUUCUUGAAUUUAUUGUUUAUGUGUGUCUAUUAUCAACUACUUUCUCUGAUGACAUCUCAACUAUCUCAUUCCUUGUGCUUUAUGUAGACCCUUGUGUUUCUUGCUGAGAAUACAACACUAAAGUUCUCAUUUUUAGUGUUGAUUUGUGGUGAAUUUCUUGAGAGAAGUUCAAGAAAUGAAAAACUGGAGAUGGGGUUUUGCUGGGCUUGUUUGUUUUCUGAUUCUUUUGAGGGUUGAGGCUAAUGAGCACCGCAGAGGUCAACAGACAGAGAGGAUUUCAGGUAGUGCUGGUGAUGUCUUGGAAGAUGAUCCUGUGGGAAGACUAAAAGUUUUCGUUUAUGAGCUUCCAAGCAAAUAUAACAAAAAGAUUUUGCAGAAGGACCCAAGAUGCCUUACGCAUAUGUUUGCUGCAGAAAUUUAUAUGCAUCGGUUUCUUUUAUCGAGCCCUGUUCGAACUCUCAAUCCUGAGGAAGCUGAUUGGUUCUAUACCCCUGUGUAUACAACUUGUGACUUGACACCAAAUGGUCUCCCUCUGCCCUUCAAAUCACCUCGUAUGAUGAGGAGUGCAAUACAACUUAUCUCGUCUAAUUGGCCUUACUGGAAUAGGACGGAAGGGGCGGAUCACUUCUUUAUAACACCUCAUGACUUUGGAGCAUGCUUCCAUUAUCAAGAAGAGAAAGCAAUUGAAAGGGGAAUUCUUACAUUGCUGCAGCGUGCUACAUUAGUUCAAACUUUUGGACAGCGAAAUCAUGUUUGCUUAAAGGAUGGCUCCAUCACAGUUCCGCCUUAUGCUCCUCCACAGAAAAUGCAGUCUCACCUGAUCCCACCAAACACGCCUAGAUCCAUCUUUGUUUAUUUUAGAGGUUUAUUUUAUGAUGUGGGAAACGACCCAGAAGGUGGUUAUUAUGCAAGAGGUGCAAGAGCAGCAGUAUGGGAGAACUUCAAGAACAACCCACUUUUUGACAUCUCUACGGAGCAUCCGACCACUUACUAUGAAGAUAUGCAACGAGCAAUAUUUUGCUUAUGUCCACUAGGCUGGGCCCCAUGGAGUCCUAGAUUAGUUGAAGCUGUGAUAUUUGGUUGCAUUCCUGUCAUUAUUGCAGAUGACAUUGUUUUGCCAUUUGCUGAUGCCAUUCCGUGGGAAGAAAUCGGGGUUUACGUGCCAGAGAAGGAUGUUCCAAAUUUGGAUACGAUGCUCACCUCUAUAUCCCCAGAGGUCAUAUUGAAAAAGCAGAGGUUGCUGGCAAAUCCUUCGAUGAAGCAAGCUAUGUUGUUUCCACAACCCGCUCAACCUGGGGAUGCUUUUCAUCAAAUUUUAAACGGGCUUGCCCGAAAAUUGCCGCACGACCGAAGCGUAUUCUUGAAGCCUGGAGAAAAGAUCUUGAACUGGACUGCAGGCCCUGUGGGCGAUCUGAAACCUUGGUAGUAAUGUUUGUUGGCGGUGCACUUUAGGUACAAAUCAGACCUUUUGCUAUGAUGAUGAUCCUAAAUUAGUUAGAUUCUGAAUACUUAUUUUGUGUAAAAGUGUUUAAACUAAAGGCUAUUCUGCAGUACUCAAAUUAUAGACCGGAGGGUGGAGACUGGUUUUUCCUUUUAGAUAUUCAUGUAUUUGAGAAAUUGCCACUUAAUUCAAUACAAAUUAAAAAUAACAAUUUUGUGAUGAAA
This is a messenger RNA of Daucus carota subsp. sativus, 1764 nucleotides long. RefSeq names its product probable beta-1,4-xylosyltransferase IRX10L. The coding region runs from base 275 to 1525 and encodes 416 amino acids. NCBI's taxonomy places the organism in Eukaryota, Viridiplantae, Streptophyta, Magnoliopsida, Apiales, Apiaceae. Gene Ontology annotation, biological process: plant-type secondary cell wall biogenesis; glucuronoxylan biosynthetic process. The transcript is spliced from 4 exons. The record is from RefSeq and is a predicted model, not a curated record. Gene Ontology annotation, molecular function: glucuronoxylan glucuronosyltransferase activity; 1,4-beta-D-xylan synthase activity.